Messenger RNA from Paraphaeosphaeria sporulosa, 456 nucleotides. RefSeq lists its product as uncharacterized. The transcript has a single exon. The record is from RefSeq and is a predicted model, not a curated record. NCBI's taxonomy places the organism in Eukaryota, Fungi, Ascomycota, Dothideomycetes, Pleosporales, Didymosphaeriaceae. Bases 1 to 456 code for a protein of 151 amino acids.
AUGCGUCUACGAACUGGGGGCGUUGAGAGGAGCGUUCUACGGCAAGACGUCGUCUCACACCACUUCUGCGUUGCCCACGGGACUGAGCAUGACUGCCACCCUUAUGGGAUGUUCAUUUCGCGCGCCGAGUUCAACGAGGGUCUUGUCCAGGCGCUGCCGAGUGCGCGGCCGCCAGGGGAGGUUUCCGCCCAGGACGAGGUACUGGCUGCGCGCGUGCAGGUGCUGGCGGACGAGGGAAAGCUAUUUUCCCACGGACAUCUGCACCUCGGCAAUAUCUGUGUUGAGGGGGAUGCGAAUGUGACGGGGCUGAUCGACUGGGGUGGCGCUGGCUUGAGCAUACAUCAGUGCGACUACUUGGAGGAGGCUGCGCUCGUGCAAGCCAUCUUGGGACGAUGCGUCGAAGAAGGUGUUCUCCCCGGACGCGAGAGAAGACUUUGGUUUGUUGCACGAGUUUGA